CCCGUUAACCAACCCCCAAACUCCACCGAAGCAGGAGAAAAAGGAAAAAAAAACUCUAAGAAACCUCUUUAACAUUUCCCCUCCGGUCAUUUUAUCGCCGCCGCCGCUGCUGUCGCUGCUGCCACCACAAUCACCGUCACCUCUAUUUUUAUAAGGAAAUAGCCUUAACCUCUUAUUUUCCACAUUAUACCCUCACUUAUUUCUCCAAAUUUACCCAAUAAAUGCAAUUUCUAGGGUUAGGGUUUUGGGGAACUCGAUGAAAAAAAGAAAGAAAAGCAACAUGGAAGAUUUCAAGGAUUCGGAAUCGAAAUCGGUGAGUGAGACGGUGAACGGGUCACACCAAUUCACGAUCAAGGGUUACUCGUUGGCGAAAGGGAUGGGUGCCGGGAAAUGUAUACAAAGCGAUAUUUUUACGGUUGGAGGCUACGAUUGGGCGAUUUACUUCUACCCCGACGGUAAAAAUCCGGAGGAUAGUGCGAUGUAUGUUUCGGUUUUCAUUGCCUUGGCUAGCGAAGGUACGGAUGUUCGAGCGCUUUUCGAGCUCACCCUUAUUGACCAGAGCGGGAAAGGGAAGCAUAAGGUUCAUAGUCACUUUGACAGAGCGUUGGAGAGUGGGCCUUAUACGUUGAAGUACAGAGGAAGCAUGUGGGGCUACAAACGAUUCUUUAGAAGAACAACUUUAGAAAGUUCUGACUACAUUAAGGAUGAUUGCCUAAUCAUGAACUGCACUGUUGGAGUAGUCAGAACUCGCCUUGAGGGACCAAAACUGUCUUCUAUUCCUGUACCGCCAUCAGACAUGGGUCAGAAUCUUAGAGCUUUGUUAGAAUCCGAAGUUGGGUGUGAUAUAAUGUUUCAAGUUGGUGAUGAGACAUUUAAAGCACAUAAGUUGAUCCUUGCUGCACGUUCACCUGUUUUUAAAGCACAGUUUUUCGGGCUCGUUGGAGACCCUAACUUGGAUAAAAUAGUAGUAAAAGAUUUUGAGCCUUCUAUCUUCAAGGCAAUGCUCUUGUUUAUUUAUACCGACAAGCUUCCUGAUGUACAAGAAAUUGUAGACUCCACAUCUAUGUGUACAUCUACCAAUAUGGUUCAGCAUCUUUUGGCUGCUGCUGAUCUGUACAAUUUAGAUAGACUCAAAGUAUUGUGUGAGGCAAAAUUGUGUGAAGAACUUAAUGCUGAUACGGUGGCAACAACCCUUGCACUUGCUGAGCAGCACCAUUGUGCACAGCUUAAGGCCAUAUGUUUAAAAUUUGCUGCAACUCCGUCAAACUUGGGAGCGGUGAUGCAAUCAGAAGGGUUCAAGCACUUGGAGGAAUGUUGUCCAUCUUUGUUAUCGGAGAUGUUGAAGGCCUUUGCAUCCAGCGAGGAGAGCUCGAGUCUGCUUUCAAGUCGGAAGAGGAGUGUCAGCAGUGUAUACGGGAUGGAUCUUGCAGCAGAAGGUCCGGCAGCAGAACCGAUGAAUCCCAAUGGCAGGCGAGUUCGGAGGCGUUGAUUGGCAGUCAACGGUAAGUGUGUUUGGGGGUGUUUCUGGGGGCAUACCAUUGAAAUAUUUGGAGUGGAUUGUUAUGUAUUUACAUGUGGGUAAUAUAUUAGUUAGAACUGGAAAUGCCUUUUUUGGUUCUGUGUAUAAAGGAACUGUUUUCUUGAUGCUGAAAUGUAUGGUUUCUGGGGCAAUUAAAUAAGCUAUUAGUUUCA
Molecule: messenger RNA, 1692 nt
Organism: Gossypium raimondii (Peruvian cotton)
Lineage: Eukaryota; Viridiplantae; Streptophyta; Magnoliopsida; Malvales; Malvaceae
Product: BTB/POZ and MATH domain-containing protein 3
Exons: 4
Coding region: 257-1489 (410 amino acids)
Biological process (GO): protein ubiquitination
Molecular function (GO): protein binding
Source: RefSeq, a predicted model, not a curated record